This is a messenger RNA of Impatiens glandulifera, 1105 nucleotides long. Its product is annotated as dehydrin Rab18-like. Gene Ontology annotation, biological process: response to water. Lineage: Eukaryota; Viridiplantae; Streptophyta; Magnoliopsida; Ericales; Balsaminaceae. The record is from RefSeq and is a predicted model, not a curated record. The transcript has a single exon. The coding region runs from base 23 to 1090 and encodes 355 amino acids.
AUAUAAUCAGACGGUCAAGAAGAUGGCUCAGCAUGGAUCAGAGUACGGUCGCCAGACUGAUGAGUAUGGAAACCCCAUUCGCAGCCAGACUGAUGAGUAUGGAAACCCGAUUCGUCAGACUGAUGAGUAUGGAAACCCGGUUCAGCAAGGUCGUACUGGUAACAGGCCCGGGGACAUGGAAAUUGGCAUCGGAGGAACAAGAGGAGGAGGAUUGAUGGCCGGUCAACACCAGCAGCAACAUGACCGCCAUGGCGCCGGCGACAUGGGAACCGGAAGAGCCACCAUUGGUGACUAUAUGUCCGGCACUGGAACUGGAACUGGCAUCGGAGGAGGAGCUGGAACAGGAGGAGGAUUGAUGGGCCAACACCAGCAGAAACAGGAUCGCCAUGGAGCCGGCGACAUAGGAACUGGAACCGGCACCAUUGGUGACUAUAUCUCCACCCCGGGAACUGGCAUCGGAGGAGGAACAGGAGAAGGAUUGAUGGGUCAACACCAGAAGCAACAGGAUCGCCAUGGAGCCGGCGGCAUGGGAACUGGCAUCGGAGGAGGAGGAUUGAUGAGCCAACACCAGCAGCAACAGGAUCGUCAUGGAGCUGGCGGCAUGGGAACCGGCACCGGAAAUAUGGGUGACUAUAUGUCCGGCACGGGAACUGGCAUCGGAGGAGGAUUAUUGGGUCAACACCAGAAGCAACAGGAACGCCAUGGAGCCGGCGGCAUGGGAACUGGCACCGGAACCAUGGGUGACUAUAUGCCCGGCGAGACGGGAACUGGUAUCGGAGGAGGAGGUGGAUUAAUGGGUCAACACCAGCAGCAACAGGACCGUCAUGGCUCUGGUGGAGGCAUUUUGCGUCGUACCGGCUCGAGCUCCUCGGAGGAUGAUGGAUUUGGAGGGAGGAGGAAGAAAGGUCUGAAAGAGAAGAUUAAGGAGAAGUUGCCAAGUGGGCAGAGGCAGGAUCAAUAUCAGGGUCAGGGCACGGCGGCGACUACAACGCCGCCGUACUCGGCCACCACCACCACCACCGGAGAGUCCUAUGAGAAGAAAGGAAUCAUGGACAAGAUCAAGGACAAGCUCCCCUGCGGCCACCCAUAGAUAUGAUCAUAUAAA